AUGCAGAAUGUAACGACUCGUGCCGGUGAAAAGGAUCAAGAAGCGCUGGAGUGCGUGCUGCGGUUGCCUCUUCAAAACGCGGAAUCAGCGCACAUCAUGAUGCAAGUGCUGCGCGUGGAGCCGCCCGUGCCAGGGACAUCAAAGGAGGUUCAGCUUUGGGCAGAUGACAGCACACGAUCUACAGUCUACGUCAAACUCGAGGCCUCCAAGGAGCGUUCAUUGCGCGCAGCAGUGGGGGCACUUCUCGAACAAUCUAAACUUAUUUUACGCACAAUGGACGCAUUUCCUCUCAUUGCACGCCAGACCGCGUAG
Molecule: messenger RNA, 312 nt
Organism: Trypanosoma conorhini
Lineage: Eukaryota; Euglenozoa; Kinetoplastea; Trypanosomatida; Trypanosomatidae
Exons: 1
Coding region: 1-312 (103 amino acids)
Cellular component (GO): EKC/KEOPS complex
Source: RefSeq, a predicted model, not a curated record